GGAAAAUGUUUGAAAGAAAUGUAAACGCGCGAGGAGUAUGAUAACAUCAACUGGUAGGACGGCGCCGUUCAUAGUUUUCCCACAGAAGAGCAUCGCGAAAUAUAAAUGGGACAUCUGAAAAUAUGCAACAGACUGUCAGUGCCAGCUGUCAGAACUUUACAUGGCCAAACUGCGUUGUGCAAAGUGAUGGUGUGCUCUCAAAGCUAAUGUUACUUAUAGCAUAUCGUUAGGCUUCAGGGUGGUUCGUAACUUUACCUUUAACUUACAACGUGUCAACUACAAUGAAAUCUUCGAUUUGAAUGUCAUGCUUUUAAGAGGACAGUCACUGUAAUUCCACUACAGAAAGGCUUCCCCACUACACAUCACGGACCUACCGCCAAAUGUGACUCAACCUGGGGAACUAUUUUACAUCGACCUACCACACAUUUAUUUCUCUGACAGAUGCCUUCUUUAUUUUUCUCCAUUGGCAUACUUUUACAAGACACUUUUGGACUUAUAUCUAAUUUUUUGUUAUUGUGAUAAAACCAGAAACCCUCGCCAUCCCUGCAUUAUUAUGUCUGUCACCAUGGAAACCAACGUGAUCACCACCCCUCUCCCCAUCCCAGUCCACUUCUCCCACGCCCAGCAGUCCUUCUCCCUGAAGAGGAGAAGGUUCCCUUUCUCUGCGUCCUCCUCCUCCGCCCUUGCUUCCCCCUCCCGCCUCUCCAGCUCUCUGCCACCACGGCCCCCCUCCAAAGCCGCUUGCCCCUCCGUCAGUCGCUUGUUCCCACAGGAGCCCCCUUCGGCCUGGACCCCGCUGUCACGCUCACUGAUUGCCAAGCCCCCUCCACCCUCAAUCUAUGACCCUAAGCGACAUCAGUCCUUUUUCAGUCAGUUUUUCACCAACCUUGGCCUGUUGGGACGAGGCUCUUUUGGGGAAGUGUACAAGGUGCUGAGCCUUCUUGACGGGUGUCAGUAUGCGGUAAAGCGCUCGGUGCAGAGAUUCCGAAAUGGCAGCGACCGCGCGCGGUGCUUGCGGGAGGCGCGGAACCACGAGCGACUGGGCCGGCACCCCCACGUCCUGGGCUUCGUGGCGGCCUGGGAGGAGGGCGGGCGCCUCUACAUCCAGACGGAGCUGUGCUGCACCAGCCUGCUGCUGCACGUGGAGGACCUGCCCAGCAGCCCUGACGAGGUGGCGGUGUGGGGUUACCUGUGCGACCUCCUCUCGGCCCUGCGUCACCUGCACACCGACGGCUUCACCCACAUGGACCUGAAGCCCGCCAACGUCUUCGUCACGCGCUCCGGGCGCCUCAAGCUGGGCGACUUCGGCCUGCUGCUGGAGAAACGAGGCGCGGGCGGCGUCGGAGGAGGAGGAGGAGGAGGAGGAGGGCGAGGAAAAGGAGGGGCCAGAGACGAAGAGCUCUCGGAGACGGAGAAGGAGGACAUGCAGGAGGGGGACCCCAGGUACAUGGCCCCCGAGCUGCUCAGGGGGGAGUACGGCCCGGCCGCCGACAUCUUCAGUCUUGGGGUGUCCAUACUCGAGUUGGCGUGCAAUAUGGAGGUUCCUAAGGGAGGAGAGGGUUGGCAGCAGCUUCGCCAAGGCAUUCUGCCCUCUGAGUUUACCAAUGGCCUCUCUCCUGAGCUGCGGCGUGUGCUGUGUCUGAUGCUGGCCCCAGAGCCCUGUAGGCGCCCCUCAGCGGAGCAGCUGCUGGCGCUGCCGUCCGUCCGCAAGCACAGCUGGAGACGCCACAUCUGCCUGCUGCUGCACGAGAGCCUGCAGACGCUCCUCUCCUACUCACAGUCGGUGGUCUCUGUAGGCUGGGGCCUCCUGUCCUCCCUCAAUCUGCCCUUCCUGCCCCGCUGUGACCCCCCCGCCCCCUGCACCCCCCCGCGUGGAGACAGCUGGGAGAAGGAGGGCGACCUGAGCGCCCUGCCGCCCAGCCCCCCCACACCCCCCAGCGAGCUGCGCCACUCCGGGGCCGAGUCCGUGUUCCUGGGAGAGGAGUCCGUGGUUCUGCCCAAGCUGCCGCGCUUCGACGACUCGCCUGCGGACAGGCUUCCGUCCCGGCUCUCGUUCGGCAGCACAUCCACCUCCACGCCCCUGUCGGCCCCCUCCUCCGCCAGACCCAACGCCAGCCCUCCGCACGCCACGCACACACAGACGGAGAGCCGCGAUUGGCUGACCACGCUGGAGAACCUGCCGUACCCUGCUUACACUCCGCCCAGCUCUCACUCUGGAGUGGCGUCGGUGGUCUCGAGACUGGACGGCACCAGCACCGGCACCGGCACCGGCACCGCCGCCACUGGCACGCCGGGCUUCAGCCCCAUACGGCUCCACAGCCUGAACCGGAGCCGGCAACCGUCCUCCCGGACCCUGGACCGGAACAGCCCGCCACACACGCCGUGCUCCACGCGCUCGCUCUCGCGCUCGCGCUCGCUUCUGCGCUGCGGUGAGGCGGCGUGGGGAGAAGGGGAGGAGUCUGUCAACAAGCGCAGCUUCGAGCCCAAGAACCUCCUGACCAUGUUUGACGACGCCGUGUAGAGCGCACGAGAGAGAGAGAGAGAGAGAAUGAAUAGUGUGUGAGGGAGAAACUGGUGUGUGAGUAAGAGGAGAUAGCCAUUGUGUGUGUGUUUGUGUGUGUGUGUGUGUGUGUGUGUGUGUGUGUGUGUGUGUGUGUGUGUGUGUGUGUGUGUGUGUGUCACUGCCUAUUUUGCUUGAAUAUUGUGUACCUGAAUACUGCCAUAGAGUAAAGGCUGGAAUCUAUGUACAUAGUUAUUUAAAAUGGAAAGAAAAAAGAAGAGAGGCUUUAUUGCUUUUUGAACAAUGUUAUGGAGACAGAGUGCUUUAUGUCCAUCGUUGGGAUUUUCCAGUGGAUUUUUUUGCCCUUUUAAAUUUUUGUGUUGUUGAGGGCCGAUUGUAUGACUGGGGGGAAGAAAAGAAACAAAGUGCAGGUGGGUUUGGAAUUCCAUCUAGCGACUUUGCUGCUCACUGGUCGAUUUUAUCUGUAGAUAUAUUUAAUUACCUGAGAAGUGUAUUGCUGUUGGUAUGAUUUCUGAGUCUACAUGGGGGGGGAAAAGACGACGUGGCUUGACCAGGUCCAACAUGUGAGUUAUGCAGUUUACAUAUUGUGACGUGUUGUUGACUUUGAAUGUGACUCUACAUAUGUUGAGAUAUUAAUAUAUUUCUCUUUAUGUAAAUCGUAUAUUGGCUACAUAAUGGCUACAUUACAUUGAACAAAAAAAUAAAAGAAUCAGUCUA
Molecule: messenger RNA, 3238 nt
Organism: Sardina pilchardus (European sardine)
Lineage: Eukaryota; Metazoa; Chordata; Actinopteri; Clupeiformes; Clupeidae
Gene: pkmyt1
Product: protein kinase, membrane associated tyrosine/threonine 1
Exons: 8
Coding region: 554-2521 (655 amino acids)
Biological process (GO): protein phosphorylation; negative regulation of G2/MI transition of meiotic cell cycle; meiotic cell cycle
Cellular component (GO): nucleus; cytoplasm
Molecular function (GO): protein tyrosine kinase activity; ATP binding
Source: RefSeq, a predicted model, not a curated record